CGCCGUUCGAUUGCAUCUCGCUGCCGCACACCCCCCAUAUCGCUCGAUCGCAUCUCGCUGCGACGCACUGCAUCCGAAUGACCCCUCUGGUCCGCCGCAGUCAUCCGAUGCUGCCCCCAACUCUCCACCCCUCACGGGUCUGCAUCCUCGGUGCUGCUGCUGGCGCUUUUUCCCGCCCUCGGACAGCGCCGAGCACCCAUGUGCCGGCAUGAUGAACAGCGCCCUGCUUGGACCUAUGACGUCCAACCUAUAAAGCCACCGGCCUUGUCCAUGAACAACUCAGGGCGAACGCUGCGUCGAAUCAGCCCUCGAUAUUCCUGCUCCUCUGUCUUCUGCUUUGUCCGUGGCUGCUCCAGCCAUAUUCUGCUCUUUUCCAGCUCUGUACGAUACAUUCGCCCUAUGCUCUCGGACGCUUUCCCAGCAGCCACCAAGUCUAUGCCCUCGGUCGUGCCCGAGACGCUGCCGCAUCUUGGCGACCCUGUGCGGCCACCCCACAGCGAGGUUUGUGUGUUUUCAGCUCGGCCAAAGGCCCGACCAAACGGCUUCCGCCAUGCUCCGUCCAGCACACAACCCGCACCGGCCCGCAGCCACUCUGCUUCCGACACCGGGCCUGCCUCUACCUUGACGACAAGCUCGCAAGCCCACCCACCUCGCAUCGUCGUCCUCGUCGAGCCGUGCUGUCGUCGACUCGCACCUGCCGCCGAGGCCGAGCCCAAGCAUCCGCUGCACACGCAACCAUGGCUCAGCUGGCCGCAUCUGACUCGAGACGAAUGGGCAGGAGCAGGGAUGCUCCUCGCCGUGGCCGGGGUGUCGACGGGGCUGUUCGUGAUCCUGUUCUGGCUGGGCCCGCUGCUGAUUGUGUUUGGUGGAGUCGUCAGCAUCGGCUUCUGGCUGGCACAGGGCAUCCGUGCUGUUCUGCGCAUUCUGCAGGAACAGACGGACUACGACACCGCCCCGCCCGAGCCAUGAGUGCGAAGGGGAUGCUGAAGAUCCCGAUGCCAGUCCCAUCUGCCUGAUACCCUCUUCGAAUUGCAAGAUCGAUGCAAGUCUGAUGCCGCAACCGCCGCCAGAAGGCCCCCGGUCGACCGCAGGAUCGGUCCGGCCGGCCGCGUGGCUGCAUGCAACUUGAUCACCCGGCCUGUCUGUCUGGGUCGCCGUCUGGCAGCAAGCGCUGAGCUGACCCCCCAUCCGCGCUGCGAACCUGCAGAUGACCAAAGGCCACCCAGAGCCGCGCAAUGCUCUCGCCCCCCCCCCAAAAGCAUGUCAUGCGACGCUGCCGGCCCGACAGAGUCUCCCAUGUCCCUGCAGUCUCUGUCCGUGCUGCGCACAGGGCGUGAAUAUACAUGAUUCCAAUCCGCAA
Polychytrium aggregatum is the source of this 1360-nucleotide messenger RNA. RefSeq lists its product as uncharacterized. The record is from RefSeq and is a predicted model, not a curated record. The transcript has a single exon. NCBI's taxonomy places the organism in Eukaryota, Fungi, Chytridiomycota, Chytridiomycetes, Polychytriales. The coding region runs from base 199 to 969 and encodes 256 amino acids.